GGACUGGCUCGCAGUCAGGAAACGAAACGUUUAACAACCAUCCCCAAGGUUUACAUCAAGGGCUUUUGGUUCACGUUCAUCUGUUGCUUUUCUGCACCUUUAUGCACAUUUAGAGCAACUUCGGUGCUUCGGGCUAAUCUGCAGCACGUUCUAAUCUCAGUUUUUUUUUUUUUUUUUACCUCUUUUGUCGUUUGUAUACAUUAACAGACACGCCCUCUGGGGUUACGGAGGGUAUAGAGUUACAAUAGAAUUCCUGUUUUUUUAAAUUGAGUUAGCAAGAAAAAUAAAAUGGCCUAUCAAGGAUACGGUGCUCCUCCCGGUGGAUUCCCAGGAAUGCCACAGCAGGAUCCUCUCUAUGGAUAUUUUUCAGCAGUUGCUGGACAGGAUGGACAGAUCUCAGCAGACGAGCUCCAGCAGUGCCUCACACAGUCUGGCAUGUCUGGAUCAUACAAACCCUUCAGCCUGGAGGCAUGCAGACUGAUGAUCAACAUGCUGGAUAGGGACAUGACCGGCACCAUGGGCUUCCACGAGUUCAAGGAGUUAACCCAGGUCCUGAACGGCUGGAAGGCGACCUUCACUUCUUACGACCGUGACCACAGUGGGUCGGUAGAGGGCCACGAGCUGCAGCAGGCCAUCUCCACCAUGGGCUACAAUCUGAGCCCUCAGGCCAUGAACUGCAUCAUGAAGCGCUACAGCAUCAACGGCAGGAUCCAGUUUGAUGAAUUCGUGAGCUGUUGCGUGAGACUCCGGGCCCUGACUGAUCAGUUCCGAAGGAGGGACACCAGCCACUCUGGCAACGCUACAUUUCAGUAUGAUGAUUUUAUCCAGGUCACCAUGAGCAUAUGAAGAGGACGAGACUGACCAGAAGGGAACAACGCACCUUUUAACUCUGGCUCACAGUAUAUACUCUCUGUGUACUUUUACUCAUUCUCAUGCAUAUCAAGUCAUAAUGUCACAUUCCAUUUUAACAGAAGCUUUUUUUUUUUAAGUAAUGCAUGUUUUCACAAACUAACAAGAAUAUAGUAACCUCAAGCUGUACCAAUGUCAAACACUCGAGUGCCUGAAAACUGGAACCUAUUAUUAUCGUCAUCGCUCCUACAUCUAUAGCUCUUUACCACACAGGUAACCAUGGUAGCGUGUAGUGUCAACCACUAUAGGAGUAUAAACUCGUAUGAAAUUAACCAACAACCACUAUAUUGACCAUGACCACCAUGAGAGUGGAUAUGAACUUGUUUGAAAGUUAAUAAACAACCACUGUAUUGAAAA
This is a messenger RNA of Stegastes partitus (bicolor damselfish), 1266 nucleotides long. It is a transcript of the gene sri, whose product is annotated as sorcin. The transcript has 8 exons. The record is from RefSeq and is a predicted model, not a curated record. Gene Ontology annotation, molecular function: calcium ion binding. Lineage: Eukaryota; Metazoa; Chordata; Actinopteri; Pomacentridae. The coding region runs from base 289 to 846 and encodes 185 amino acids.